UCAUUCACGUCCGUCGCUCACGGUCACUCUUCACUCGCACAGUAGCCGCCGGCUGGAGGAAAAAGCAACAUUAUUUAUUUUAUCUCUCGCAGAGCGGUCAGAAAGAAGCAAAAACCAGUUGGCAUUGCGACCUUUCUCGUGUGCUCCACACAGAAAAAUGAACGCAAUCCGCCGAAUUCUGCAGCAGCCUGCCAAAAGUGUUUUCGCUCGGCUGCUCAGCGACCAGGCCGCAUGCAGGGUCGGAGUCGUAGGGGUGCCCUUUGAGAAGGGACAGCGCAACACGGGCGUCAGCCGCGGACCUGAAGUUUUGCGAGCAGCGGGAGUGAUUCAAGACCUUUCGAGCUUUGGAUGUGACGUCAAAGAUUACGGCGAUGUCAAGUACGAAGUUGUGCCAGUGGGCAAGCAAUUGAGCAACAUGCGCGAAUAUGAUGAUUUUGCGGCUUGCAUGGAAAAGGUUUCGAGCAGCGUGAAACAAGUGCUGUCGGACGGGCGGCUAUGUCUGUCGCUUGGCGGCGACCACUCGAUGGGGGUUGGCACCAUCGACGGCCACUACCAGGCCAAGGGUGACCUCGCCGUGCUCUGGAUCGACGCACACGCCGACAUCAACACGAGCGCGACGUCGCCCACGGGCAACCUGCACGGCAUGCCGGUGGCCCUUUUGGUCAAGGAACUGGCCGACUACUGGCCCUACCUGCCCAAUAUGGACUGGCAAGUGCCCAUGCUGUCAAUCAAAAACAUAGCUUACAUCGGCUUGCGGUCAGUUGAUGAGUACGAGAGGCUGAUUCUGGAGAAGUUUGGAGUGACCGCGUUCGCCAUGGAGGACGUGGAGCGGCUGGGGGUGCACGAGGUGACACAACGGGCCCUGGAGGCGAUUAACCCGAAUGGAGAACGCUCCCUACACGUCAGCUUCGACAUCGACAGUUUGGACCCACUGGAGGCCCCGAGCACCGGCACCACUGAGAGGGGUGGCCUGAGUCUGCGCGAGGGUGUGCACAUCAUGGAAACCGUGUUUGCGUCAGGAACGCUGGGCGCCAUGGAUCUAGUCGAGGUCAACCCUCUCAUCGGCUCUGAGAAGGAUGUCAAAAUCACCGUGGACGCUGCAAAGCAGGUCGUCAGAGCAGGAUUUGGAUACAAGAGGCGCGGAAUGCCACCCCUUCUCAAUCAGGAAAUUCCUGGAUACCAGAAGGCCGAUCAGAAAUAGGAUUAAAUCCAAAAGAGAGAAAUUUCGGAAAUUUUCGAAAUUUUCAGAAGUUGCUCAACUGAAAUUGUAUGAUAAGCCGCUGCGUUAUUGUUAAGUCAAAUGUUAAAUGAAAAUAUAUUAAUGUUCAGAAUUUAAUUUUGUGGAAAAUAAAUACGAUAAAUAUACACUAGUUUAAAAAGAUCAAAUAAACAGGCAUUAUUUGCCUCCUUAUUACAUUAAA
Molecule: messenger RNA, 1421 nt
Organism: Cloeon dipterum
Lineage: Eukaryota; Metazoa; Arthropoda; Insecta; Ephemeroptera; Baetidae
Gene: arg
Product: arginase
Exons: 7
Coding region: 158-1201 (347 amino acids)
Cellular component (GO): cytoplasm; cytosol; nucleus
Molecular function (GO): arginase activity; manganese ion binding
Source: RefSeq, a predicted model, not a curated record